This is a messenger RNA of Sphenostylis stenocarpa, 468 nucleotides long. The record is from the annotation of a GenBank genome assembly. NCBI's taxonomy places the organism in Eukaryota, Viridiplantae, Streptophyta, Magnoliopsida, Fabales, Fabaceae.
AUGAUGACGCUCCACCGCCGCCUCCUCCUUCGUUCCCUUCGUCCAGUGGUGUUAAGGUUUCCGAUGACGUCGUCAAUCAGGUCAAUCAAUUCCUUCGCGAAGCCAUUCAGAACCCUCGCGAACGACUCUCAAUGGAGGAUCAUGUGGCAUACAGCCAAUGUAUACAGCAGUAUGAAUUACAACACCGAGUUUCCACAGCUUGGAUCCACUCAUAGACCCAAGCUUUCAGCUGAACACCAACCAAGACCUCUUCCACAGCAUAUACCUGGGCCAUGGGCUGCACAAUCAACACCUGCUGGAAUUGGAUAUGGACAUCCUGAGACCAUGAUGCCACCAUUUAAUCCUAAUCAAGUUGGUGCACACUCCACAUCAUCCAUGUAUCUGCAUUCAUCUCAGUAUCCCUGUCAGCGCCCUGGAAUACCAUUUAUCCAUCCUGAACAUAUUCACCAACCCUUUGCACAGGUAUAA